Messenger RNA from Prunus armeniaca (apricot), 1602 nucleotides. The record is from the annotation of a GenBank genome assembly. NCBI's taxonomy places the organism in Eukaryota, Viridiplantae, Streptophyta, Magnoliopsida, Rosales, Rosaceae.
AUGCAGGCAUACGUGACUCAAGACGACACUCUACUGACUACAUUAACAGUCAGGGAAGCUGCAUAUUACUCAGCACAACUCCAACUGCCUGACUCCAUGUCCAAAGUAGAAAAGAAGGAAAGAGCAGAGAUGACAAUAAGGGAGAUGGGCUUGCAAGACUCCAUGGACACAAGGAUUGGCGGUUGGAGCGUAAAAGGCCUCAGUGGUGGACAGAAAAGAAGAGUUAGCAUUUGCAUUGAAAUCUUGACUCGCCCCAAGCUUCUCUUCCUUGAUGAGCCUACAAGUGGGCUAGACAGUGCAGCAUCUUACCAUGUCAUGAACCGCAUUGUUAAGCUAGCGCACCUAGAUGGAAGGACCGUCAUUGCAUCAAUUCAUCAACCUAGCAGUGAAGUCUUUGAGCUUUUCCAAAACCUUUGCCUUCUCUCCUCUGGUAGAACAGUCUACUUUGGCCCUGCUUCAAUGGCAGAACAGUUUUUUGCUUCAAAUGGCUUCCCUUGCCCUACUCUGAGAAACCCAGCAGAUCACUACCUUAGAACCAUUAACAAGGAUUUUGAUAUUGAUAUCGAACAAGGGUUUGAUGGCAAAACAAGCACUGAGGAAGCAAUUAAUAUUCUCAUACAAUCAUACAAGUCUUCAAAUAAUUUCCAGCAAGUUCAGAAACAAGUAGCUGAGAUUUGCCAACAGAAAGGUGGGGCUCUAGAGAAGGGAAGCCAGGCCAACUUCAUAACCCAAUGCAUGGUUCUGACAAGGAGAUCUUUCGUGAACAUGUAUCGUGAUCUAGGCUACUACUGGCUUCGCCUUGCAAUUUACAUUGCCUUGUGCUUAUGCAUAGGGACGAUCUUUUAUGACAUUGGCUCCACUUUUGGCUCAAUACAGGCUAGAGGUGCAAUGCUCAUGUUUGUUGCAGCAUUCUUGACUUUCAUGGCAAUAGGUGGCUUCCCUUCUUUUGUAGAAGACAUGAAGAUCUUCGGGCGCGAAAGAUUAAACGGGCACUAUGGUGUUUCGGCAUUUGUUGUUGGAAACACAUUCUCCUCCAUCCCAUAUUUGCUGAUCAUCUCUUUAAUUCCUGGAGCAAUAGCCUACUACAUGGUUGGCCUUCAAAAGAGCUUUGAGCACUUUGCCUAUUUUGCACUGCUGCUCUUUGUGACCAUGAUGUUGGUUGAGAGCCUAAUGAUGAUUGUGGCAAGCAUUGUGCCAGAUUUUCUCAUGGGAAUUAUUACUGGUGCCGGAAUUCAAGGAGUGAUGAUGUUGAAUGGAGGUUUCUUCCGAUUGCCGAACGAUCUUCCUAAGCCUUUCUGGCGAUACCCAAUGUACUACAUUGCAUUCCACAAGUAUGCAAAUGAAGGAUUCUAUAAAAAUGAGUUUGAAGGACUAAUAUUUCCUAAUGAGCAAGCAACAAGGCCAUCCACGAUUACUGGCGAAGAAAUAUUGCGAAGUAUUUGGCAAGUGCAGAUGGGCUAUUCCAAGUGGGUUGAUCUUGCCAUUUUGUUUGGGAUGGUAAUUGUUUAUAGGCUCAUGUUUCUGGGAAUCAUAAAGACCACCGAAAAUUUUGUACCAAUUAUCAAAGCUCUCUUAGUUGGUACUCCCAAGCACUCUUCUUAA